Lactuca virosa is the source of this 1425-nucleotide messenger RNA. NCBI's taxonomy places the organism in Eukaryota, Viridiplantae, Streptophyta, Magnoliopsida, Asterales, Asteraceae. The record is from the annotation of a GenBank genome assembly.
AUCGAAAAUCUAUGUCUCGUCUUUAACACCGAAGCGAGCCUAGAAACCCUAGCAUCAGAUCGCCAUGGAUAUCCUGAAGCAAGAGUUGCUAAAGAAAAGGCAAAGUCUGUCGGAAGAGACCGGCGGACGGAAGGUAUUCAAGCGUUCAGAGAUCGAACAGAGACGAAUCCAAAAGCUUCGCGAGGAAGAGAAACGUGACGCCGAGGCCAAACGCCUCCGUCAAGAUCAGAAUCAAAACAAUUCUAACUCAUCUGAUCCUAAUUCUUCCUCCAACCCCAACUUUAAACUCGACUCUUCGAAGUCCAAACCUGAAUCAGGCGUCGGCUCGUCUUCGAAAACCCCAAUAAGUGACGAACAUAAGAUUGACGCUCUAAAUCUACCGAAACAAGAGGUUAUUCGUCGGCUCCGGUUCUUGAAACAACCAGUUACACUGUUUGGGGAAAGUGACGAUGAUCGGUUGGAUCGAUUGAAGUAUGUGUUGAAGGCAGGGCUGUUUGAGCUGGACGAUAGUGAUAUGACGGAGGGGCAAACGAACGAUUUUCUGCGUGAUAUAGUUGAACUGAAGAAGAGGCAAAAGUCUGGUCUAUCGAGUGAUCGGAAAAGGAAGACGACGGAUGAGUCGACGGAGGAUAAAGAUGGAGGGGGAGGUGAAGAUGAUGUUAGCGGAGAUGGUGGUUCUUCAGGUAUGGACCAAGAUAAGGAUUUCAAACGAAUGAAAGCAAAUUUUGCAGAUCUGUGUGAUGAGGAUAAGAUUCUUGUGUUUUUCAAGAAGCUGUUAAUCGAGUGGAACCAGGAGUUGGAUGAGAUGACUGAAACGGAGAAGAGAACUGCCAAAGGGAAAUCAACCUUUGCUACUUUCAAACAGUGUGCGAGAUACCUGAAUCCUCUGUUCAAGUUUUGCAGGAAGAAGGUUUUGCCAGAUGACAUUAGGCAAGCACUGAUGUUGGUGGUGAAAUGCUGCAUGGAACGAGAGUAUUUAGCAGCAAUGGAUCAUUACAUCAGAAUGGCAAUUGGGAACGCACCAUGGCCAAUUGGAGUGACUAUGGUUGGUAUUCAUGAACGUUCAGCUCGUGAAAAGAUCUACACCAACAGUGUAGCCCAUGUCAUGAAUGAUGAAACUACAAGAAAGUACUUGCAGUCUGUUAAAAGAUUGAUGACUUUUUGUCAAAGACGAUAUCCCACAAUGCCUUCGAAGGCAGUUGAGUUUAACAGUUUAGCAAAUGGGAGCGACUUGCAUGCACUCUUGGCUCAAGAACAAAGACGCACUGCAGCUGCAGCAGCCCAAAUCCAGGAGGAGGAGGAUCAAGAUCGCCUCCUAUUGAUGCCGCCACCCCCUAGGGAAUCAGAUUGAUAUUUGUGUAAUGUAUCUGCACCAAAAGUUAAAGGAUGAUUUCAUUAUGGUUAUGCUUUUUAUUUCUGUAUACA